This is a messenger RNA of Cavia porcellus (domestic guinea pig), 1409 nucleotides long. RefSeq names its product ECSIT signaling integrator (gene Ecsit). The coding region runs from base 22 to 1317 and encodes 431 amino acids. The transcript has 7 exons. Gene Ontology annotation, biological process: innate immune response; cell surface receptor protein serine/threonine kinase signaling pathway. Gene Ontology annotation, cellular component: mitochondrion. The record is from RefSeq and is a predicted model, not a curated record. Lineage: Eukaryota; Metazoa; Chordata; Mammalia; Rodentia; Caviidae.
CCCCAACCCGGAACCCAGAGCAUGAGCUGCGUGCGAGCUGUGCUGCUGGCCCAGUGCCUCCCUAGGAGCCGAGCAGGCGUCCAAAAUGCCGUCCUCCCUGGAGCCCUCUUCUCCCAGGUGCCACCCUUCCUCCCCCGGGGCCUCCACUGCAGCAGCUCGCCCCUCUCCUCCGUGAAGGCCCCCGUCCCCCGCCCACCCGAGCCUGGGAAGAAGCCCGGAGAGGUUCGAGCACCCCACGAGGAGCUGUUCCAGCCGGCGCCAGGCGGCGCCCGGGACAAGGCCAGCUUCGCGCUCGCCGUGCAGAACUUCGGGCGGCACAGCGUGCGCAAGCGCGGCCACGUGGACUUCAUCUACCUGGCGCUGCGCAAGAUGCCUGAGUUCGGCGUGGAGCGCGACCUGGCGGCCUACAACCUGCUGCUGGACGUGUUCCCCAAGGAGGUCUUCCGGCCGCGCAGCGCCUUCCAGCGCAUCUUCACCCACUACCCGCGGCAGCAGGAGUGCGGCGUGGCCGUGCUGGAGCAGAUGGAGCGCCACGGCGUGAUGCCUAACAAGGAGACCGAGUUCCUGCUGCUGCAGAUCUUCGGGCGCGGCAGCCACCCCAUGCUCAAGUACGUGCGCAUGCGCCUGUGGCUCACGCGCUUCCAGAACAUCAACCCCUUCCCGCUGCCGCACGAGCUGCCCCAGGACGUGGUGGAGCUGGCCACGCUGGGCCUGAGGCGCGUGGAGCCCGACCUCAGCGCCAGGGUCACCGUCUACCAGAAGUCUCUGCCUGCUGACACGACAGACCCCGUGGACCCCAUUCAGCCCCACAUCGUAGGCAUCCAGAGCCCGGACCAGCAGGACGCCCUAGCCCGCCACAACCCAGCCCGGCCUCUCUUUGUGGAGGGACCCUUCUCCCUGUGGCUGCGGAACAAGUGUGUCUAUUACCACAUCCUCAGGGCUGACCUGCCGCCCCCGGAAGAAAAGGACGUGGAGGAGAUCCCGGAGGAGUGGAACCUCUACUACCCGAUGAAGCUGGACCUGGACUAUGCAAGGAGCAGCUGGGAUGACUACGAGUUCGAUAUCGACGAAGUGGAGGAAGGCCCAGUCUUCGCUAUAUGCAUCGCGGGAGCCCACGACCAGGAGACGCUAGCCAAGUGGAUCCAGGGCCUGCAGGAGGCCAACCCGGCCCUGGCCCGCAUCCCCGUGGUCUUCCGGCUGGCUGGGUCCAGCGGGGAGCUGCGGACGGCAUCAGGACUAGAGGAUUCACGCCAGACCCGGCGCGAAGGCCAGGUGGACCAUGAGCAUCUGCAGCGACAGCAGCAGAGCCAGAGUUGAAUCUGACCAUGCAGGGACCUCACGAGGCCGUGGAUGGUGCGCAAGUGCAAGAUGAGCUUUGCCUGUACAGCAAAUAAAAGUUUUCCGCCUUG